Molecule: messenger RNA, 1890 nt
Organism: Exophiala aquamarina CBS 119918
Lineage: Eukaryota; Fungi; Ascomycota; Eurotiomycetes; Chaetothyriales; Herpotrichiellaceae
Exons: 2
Coding region: 1-1890 (629 amino acids)
Molecular function (GO): oxidoreductase activity; copper ion binding
Source: RefSeq, a predicted model, not a curated record
AUGGGUUUCUCGAGGCUCAUCACCGCGCUCUCAUUCCUGUCACUCGCUCUCUUCUCACACGCCGCCCCGUCUCUUAAUAGACGCGCAGGCAACACAGUCAAAUUCGAGGUCACCUUGACGUCUGAGGACUACUCACCGAUCGGAGGUACCCUUCGCAAGACUAUCUUGGUCAAUGGCACAUUCCCCGGUCCAGCCUUGAAGGCCAAGGUGGGCGAUGAGGUGGAAUUCUUGGUUCACAAUGAGCUCCCCGAUCCCACAACAAUCCACUUCCACGGCAUCGUGCAGCAAGGCACUCCCUGGGCUGAUGGUGUACCUGGCCUCACUCAGGAAGCCAUUCCAGCUGGCGAAUCCUACUUGUACAAGUGGACAGCCGAUGCCUCCGGAACUUACUUUUACCACUCUCACUUCCGAUCGCAAAUCAUGGAUGGCCUCUACGGUGCCAUUAUCAUCGACGCAGCUGAUGACGCCGAGAAGCCAUUCGGUCUGAUCAGCAAUGACAGUGCCGCAGUUCAGCAAAUGGCUGCCGCCGAUUUGAGCCUGCAGCCUAUCUUUAUAUCCGAUUAUAACAGCCUGACCUCCAAGCAGUUCCACGACGCCGAGGUCAACGGCAACGUUGAUGUUGCCUGUGCUGAUGCCAUCAUUCUGAACGGCAAAGGCUCGCAAUACUGCUUGACCCGUGAUGAACUCACUGCUUAUACCAAUCCCAAGGUUGCUGCUCUGUUGGCUUCGGUUAACCCACCUCAAAUCACCGACAAGGGUUGCUUGCCUCCUAAUCUCGUUGCUACACAGGGUAAUUUCACAUUCAACAUUGCUGCCCUUCCCAGCACCCUCUACUCAACCUGCAAUCCCUCUGAUGGCGAGGCCGAAGUUAUUACUGUCGACCCCGCCAAGGGCUGGGCCGCAUUGAGCUUUAUCAACCCCGGUGGCUUCGAGCUCCUCAAAUUCACCAUUGAUGGCCACAAGUUCUGGGUCUACGCAGUCGACGGCGCAUACGUUGUUCCUCAGCUAGUUGACCAGGUUGUUGUCAACAACGGCGACCGAUACUCAAUUCUCGUGCAGCUGAACCAAGCCCCUGCUGAUUACGCUAUCCGUGUUGCAAACAACGGUCUCAACCAAGUUAUCAGCGGCUUCGGCGUCUUGAGCUACAAGGGCUCCAACGGACCAGCUACCUCGGAUCCUAAUGCAUUGGCUGGCAUGAACUUUGCCGGUACCAACUUGACCACGCUCGUUCCCUUCAACGACAACAAGGCUGCUCCUUAUCCAGCGGCUCCCCCCGCCCCUAGCGCUGAUGUUACCUACACCAUGAACAUCAAGAAGCUCGGCCGCCCAUCUGGUGCCUACGAAUGGACUCUCAGCGGUGUCUCUGGUUUCAAUACCAGCCUCGAAGAUCAACAUCCUCUUAUCGAUCUUGACCCCAGUGAGAUCGCCACCAGCGACUUGAUCUACAAGACCACCACUGGCCAAUGGGUUGAUCUGAUCAUCAAGACCCAGGGACCUCUUGCCCAGCCUCACCCGAUGCACAAGCACUCCAAUAAGGCCUACGUCAUCGGAAAGGGUUCAGGAAACUGGACCUGGUCAACCGUCACCGAAGCUGCCGCUGCUAUGCCCGCGGGCACGUUCAACUUUGUUAACCCUCCCCUCCGCGAUGGAUACACUACCCUCCCCAGCGAGCAAAACAACACCUGGAUGGUGCUUCGCUACGAAGUCGUCAACCCAGGCCCAUUCUUGUUUCAUUGCCACGUGCAGACCCACGUUGCCGGCGGUAUGGCUGUUGCCUUCCUGGACGGGGUUGACGACUGGCCAGAGGUGCCAGCCGCCUAUGCCAACGGAGGCAACGGUCUCGAGACCACCAAGCUCAGGAAGAAGGGCAAAACCCAUCCUAUCGCAUAA